UGUGUGAAAAUUAUACAAAAAUGAAUGGAAAAUUAAAUGAUAAAACAAGUGAAAAUUUAUCAGUGGAAAUGUUAAAUCCAUUUGUGCAUCAUUUAGAAUUAAAGACAACAUAUGAGAAAAUUCGAACGGCGAUAUUUACAGUAAUUUUAUUGCCCAUUCGUGUGGCAAUUAUUUGUAUGCUGUUGGUGGCAGCUUGGUCUUUAGCAUGUAUUGGCCUUAUUGGCAUUAGUGAACAAGAGUUACGGGACAGACCGUUAACAGGAUGGCGACGACCAUUAAGGCAUUUUGCAUCCAAAAUUAUGUAUGCCGGAUUUAUUGCGGGUGGAUUUCAUUCGGUACGUGUGAUUGGACGUCAAGCUACAGCUGCUGAAGCUCGUAUACUGGUCUUAGCACCACAUUCAUCAUUCUUUGAUACACUUCCAAUUAUGGUAGCUGGUGCCCCAAGUGUUGUUGCCAAAGGGGAAACUUCGAUUAUACCAAUAUUUGGAAAAUUACUAAAUUAUACGCAGCCAGUUUACGUUUGGCGAGAUGAUCCAAAUUCACGGCAGAAUACGAUUAAAGAAAUCAUCGAUCGUGCAACAUCAGAUGAAGAUUGGCCUCAAAUAUUGGUAUUUCCAGAAGGAACUUGCACAAAUCGAUCAUGUUUAAUCACAUUCAAACCGGGUGCAUUUUAUCCUGGUGUUCCUGUUCAACCUGUUUGUAUACGUUACCCAAAUAAAUUGGAUACGGUCACAUGGACAUGGGAUGGACCUGGUGCAUUAAAAUUAUUAUGGUUAACGCUAACACAAAUGCAUAGUUCAUGUAUCAUUGAAUUUCUCCCGGUUUAUACGCCCAACGAAGCAGAGAAAAAAGAUCCAAAAUUAUUUGCUAGUAAUGUUCGUGCAGUUAUGGCCAAAGCAUUGGGUAUUCCUGUGUCCGAUUACACGUACGAUGAUUGUCGUGUAAUUACACGUGCAAAACAAAUGAAUUUACCAUGGGCUGCGGGUUUAGUUGAAGCACAAAAAUUCCGACAGAAAUUAGGAUUAGAUACAUCUAAUGCUGAAGUGAAAAUAUUAAAUUCACCGCAUAUUUUGUGCAAGGAUUGCAGUCAAUUGUCCUAUCCAGAAUUUGCAAAUAUGCUGCAAAUACCAAUGAACAAUGUUGUUUCACAACAAUUAUUUCGACUUUACGACAAAAAAAAUACAGGUGUGAUUGAUUUCCGAGAAUAUUUAUACAGCGUGCUUGUUAUUUCGCAAGCAGAAAAAACAUUGGAUAUGAUAGAAAUUGCUUUCAAAAUUUUCGAUCAUAGCGGCAGCGGUCGUUUAUCAAGGCAUGAAUUUAUAGAAGUUAUGAAGCAUUCGUUACAUAUUUACGAUGACGAUGCAAUUGGAAUUUUUUAUCAAAUUACAAAAGAUGAAAAUGCCACAAUCACAUUUGAUCAAUUUGCAAAAUAUGCAGAAAAUCGAAGUGAAUAUGCAUAUUUAUUUAAUACACAAGUACCACGUGAAUGUAAACCAUCAACAGAUCAUCAUCAACAUCAGCAAAACCUUAUAAAAAAGAUUGAAUGAUGUCAGCCUGACCUUAUUGUGUAAGUUACAGAACUUAUACAAAUAUGGGUCAGGUUUAUAGUAAGUAGAUUAUAUACAAAACUAUUUAAGAACACUUUUAAGACAAAGUACUCAGUGGAUAUCUUUCAUAAUUAUGACAUAAUUAUUUCAAAUAAAUCUCACCAGAUUUUUAUUAAAAACGUAUUAUUGAGUAUUCCUUUCGAUGUUAUUUUUGAAUAGACCGCCAUUUUGGUAUUUUGACAUAUGGCAAGUAAAAACUGACUUUAUAGUUUUAUAUAGACUAAGCAUCGCCUAUCUUUCCGUAUAGUGAGAAACGUGCCAACAACUGAGGUAAUUGCUUAGGUCAUUUAUCA
This is a messenger RNA of Chrysoperla carnea, 1900 nucleotides long. It is a transcript of the gene LPCAT, whose product is annotated as lysophosphatidylcholine acyltransferase. The coding region runs from base 21 to 1547 and encodes 508 amino acids. Lineage: Eukaryota; Metazoa; Arthropoda; Insecta; Neuroptera; Chrysopidae. Gene Ontology annotation, molecular function: calcium ion binding. The record is from RefSeq and is a predicted model, not a curated record. The transcript has 8 exons.